CAAUCCUUGCCAGGAUAGGCCGAAGCCAGCACACAGAGACGGAGUGUGUGCGUGUUUGCAAGGGUGAAAGUUUUUCCGGUGCGGUGUACGUGAUACCCCUGAAAAAACGGAUUGAUCCAAAACCGCUUCAUGAGGUUGUCCUCUUCUCUUCGCUUUGUCGUGGAACAGUAAUACUUUAAGACAGAGGCUCAGCAACUCGAUACGUGAGAAUGUCGGAGCUGGACUCGGAGACGUACCUCCAGUUCCUACUGGAUCUCACCAACCUCAUCACAUCGGACGACUUGGAGCAGUUCAAGACGGCCUGUAAGGACGACAUACCCGAGGAGAAGGUGCCGGAGCUGAAGACUCCUCGGGACUGGUUCAUGUUCUUAGAGAAGAUCGAGAAGCUGGCUCAAGAUGAUCUGUCGUACAUCGAGCACGUUUUCGAGAUCACGAGGCGACCAGACCUGCUGACCAAGAUACUGGAGUACCGGACACAGGUCUUGAAAAUCUCAGACGAUGAGGAGCUAGACUCCAAACUCACUCGAGUACCAAGUGCCAAGAAAUACAAAGAUCUGAUAUCGAAGGAUCACAUGGGAGUGUCAGAAGAUGGCGGGAUCAAAUUGGAACCACCCCCCUCUAAGAAAGGACCAUAAUGAUGCAGGAGGAACCACCUUACCAGUCUGGCAUUUCUUACACCAAUAUGUGAUGUCUGUGACAAGGAUGGAUGAACCUCUGAAAAGGGUUUCUUAGAUCCUUUUCCUUUCCUUAAUGUUUUAUAUAAGACAAUGCAACAAUGUACACACCCGCAGCUUGCACUUUGCUGCAAGACUGCAAAUUGUAUUGAAAAUUUUUCAAAACCUGCAAUUUUUCAGGCUUUAUAAUAUUUACACUCAACUAAAGGCUCUAAUGCUUUGUGAACAAUUGCCACUAACUGUCACGCACUAUCAGGUAAUCACUUCUACCACUCAAUGAUUUAUUCCACCCUAUUUGAUCACUUAAAGUGUAAUAAUCUUCAGCUAGAGAGUGAUUGGUACAGUUUUCCAAUUGUGUGCCUGCUAGACAGUGUAACUGUGUAUCGAAGAACAGGGCAAAUUUCAUGUUUAACAUCAUGAUAUUUACUUGGUUCUCUCAGCUAGUCUUUGACUGUGUAUUUGUUUGUGUAUUUGUGUGUGUUUUUGCAAUAUAACACAGUGUUGCCCUACAUUGUCAGUGCUGCUAUACUUGUCUGUUGGAGUUGCAGAUCUCAGAUUGCCAUUUUAUAUGCUAAUAUGUGUUGCAUCGGAUUUUAAAGUGAGCUUUAUAACCACACAGCAGAUGUGGAUUGAACUAAUGCAAGAGAGUAUAAUACUAUAUCCUAUAUUCUUGUUGGUCUCAAUCAAGUCCUUAUUAAUCAUGUACAAAUGUAGUCCAGAGGCAUAGCUGAAAAAUUGUGCAAAUUUGUCUAAAAGCACCACAUGCAGUUGAAUAUAGACAAAUCUGCAGAAUUCAAAGCCUGAUUUUUUCAGCUAUACCGCUGGACUGUAGAAACAUUCAUUGGAUGAUAGUACAUGUAUAAAAAAACAUGGUAUGAUAUGAAAAUAUAUGAAAAUAUCAUGAUUUGCUAAUGUUAGGUGAGAGCUGAACACAAGCGUUGGUCACUUGUAAAGCUGUGAUGUGAUUAUGCAGACCUAUUGGGGAGUAAGUAUGGCCACAGGCCAGUCCAAUGAAAUUAGAAUGAUUCCUUGGCAAAGGUACAUGUUUGACGUCAGUAGACUUGGCAAGGUCUUCACUAAUUUGAAUACACUAUUAUAAUGCUAGUUCACCUUUAUCUGCGGGGUAACCUAUAUCUGUAUUAUUAAAAAAGAAUUUAGAGAUAUAAUGUGGACAGUUGGUAGUUUCAACUGCAAUGUUUUUAAAAUAAUACAAUUUGCAACCAGUAGUGCCAUCUAUACAAUAUUGUCACAGUAAUAUUUUGAAAUUCAAAAUUUUGCCAUUUGAAACUGCUACUAAGCAUGGACACGGUAUCCCUAAAUACUGUUUUUAAAGACAAUGGAUAAACAUUACCCUGCGGAUAAAGGUAACCUAGCGUAACUAGCAGCGUCAAUAUUCUGUUGUGUCUGUCACACAUUUUGGCCUGGAACUGUUUUAAAGAGAUAGCCGAGCACUUACAGAGAUGCUACUGUAAAAUUGGUGUAUUUUAGGUCACACCAAUUUUAUUGGUUGGUUCUGAAAAUAUAUUUUUAAAUGACUAAAAUUAGGCUAACAUUAUACAGAAUGUUACAGACCUACCAUUUCUAUAUGCUUCUUAUAAUGAGGUUUACCAAGUAAUAAAAUUGGUGUGGCAUUUCAGAAGCACAAGCAUCAAUCUUACAUAAGAAUGUGGACAGAAAAUAAACAUCAAAUCAAAACAGGAAGGUGUGAAAGUAGGAAAAAGUAAGUAAACUCACUCACUGAAGC
Branchiostoma floridae (Florida lancelet) is the source of this 2418-nucleotide messenger RNA. RefSeq names its product astrocytic phosphoprotein PEA-15-like. Lineage: Eukaryota; Metazoa; Chordata; Leptocardii; Amphioxiformes; Branchiostomatidae. Gene Ontology annotation, biological process: regulation of apoptotic process; MAPK cascade. The record is from RefSeq and is a predicted model, not a curated record. Bases 210 to 635 code for a protein of 141 amino acids. Gene Ontology annotation, molecular function: protein binding. The transcript is spliced from 4 exons.